GGGUGUAUUUUAUUGUUGAGCGCGAGUGUGUCUCUCUCUUAACAAUAAUUAUCGACAAAGUGGUAGUAAGGGCUGCGAGGGCAGUGCAUGGAUUUAUAUGAUACGUUACAAGCAGCAGCAGCAAGAGCGGUGACCAGUUUUCACCCAGACACGACAAAGGUGGCUCGAAAGGCAAACAACAACAGCUGUAGCAGUAGUAGUGGAAGUAGUCUAGUCACAGGAGGGACCGUUGUCACUGAUUGUGAUUUCCUUCCCAGUGCUGCGGCUAAUCGCAAUAGCAGGCUGGAAGAACAGCACUAUCGACCAGCAGUUCGUAGCCCGGUACCGCGACGACACCACCAUCAUCCAAGACAGCAACGGCUGGGCAGUUGCGACAGUGCUGGCAGCAGCAGCGGCGGUGGACGACGAGAUAAGCACACUAGGGACAGAUCCCGCGAGGAAGCGGCGAUAGUAGUAGCAGGGAGCAGCGGCCGAUCGCUGGAAAUGACUACGGCGACAAUGGAAAUGCUAACGACAGCGACAACAACCACGCCUGCAACAGGCAAUUCCUCCUCGAUUGCCAGUACGACUGCAGCCGGCGGUGGAAGUGGUAGUGGUGGUGUCCCGUUCAGUACCGGUGCCAGCCUGGACGAGAUGAUGCGCGGCGUCGAUUACAGCAAUCUGUCCGGUGUUGUACCGCUGCUUGAGGAAGUGGACGGCAACCUGACAACCGUGUCACAGCACAGCAAUGAUUCGAUCGAACGUACACUGCUGCCGGGUUCGUCCUCGUCCGGCGGUCAACCGCACGGUCACGCUCACCACCAGAAGGGCCAUUCGCGGGGAAGCAGUGCACCGCAAGCGUACGAUCGUAUCACGACCAAGAUCGCUUGCACGAAGGAACUAAUCCGGAAGGAGCAGGAAGCGCGCGAUUCGAACGUGAACGAGUAUCUGAAGCUAGCAGCUAACGCCGACAAGAACCAGCUGCAACGCAUCAAGGCCGUGUUCGAGAAAAAGAAUCAAAAAAGCGCCAACAACAUUUCCCAGCUGCAAAAGAAGCUCGAAUCGUACAACAAACGCUACAAAGAUAUGCAGCAAACGCAACAAAAACAGGCCCAACAGCAACAAUCGCAACAGCAGGUAGCACAGCAACAGCAUGCCGCCGCUGCAGCCAGCUUAUUGCUGCAGCAGCAACAGCAACAACACCAGCAGCAGCAAGCGAUACUGCUGACCGGUGGCAGUCAAACGUUACCACCGAAUUUGCAGCAGCUAGCAGUUACGACCAAUCAGCAGCAACAACAAAGCUUUCUACAGCCUCGCGAAAUGUUACGCGAUGUGGGCCAGGGUCUGAGGAACGUCGGAGGUAACAUUAGGCACGGUGUGACCGGGCUGUCGGCAACUGUGAUAUCGAAGCCUCGCAAAUUUGCUCAUCUGAUACGGAACAAGUUUGGCAGUGCGGACAACAUUAACCAGCUAACGUCCACCUGGUAUACUGGGAGUGCCGCCGAUAGCGAACUUUCCGGGAUGGACGUUACGGGUAGCGCCGAGGGACAACAAACGACACCAAAUGCGAGUGGCCCCGGUGGUGGUGGACAGAGCAAUCAACACAACACCAGCAUUAGCGAUAGCGAAGGUCGACGCACACAUGGCGCAACACAAGGCCAUCAGCACCAUCAGCAGUUGCAUGGAGUGUCUUCGGGCCAUCGUCACCACACCGGUGGUCCUGGACCUGGUGGAAAAUACAGCGAACAUGACAGUGAAUGUAGCAGCGUCACGAGCGAUAGUAUACCGCUUGGUUCGGACAAACACCGGCUAAGCUGUAGCCAGCGAUGCGUCAAUUAUAAAGCCCUCAACGAACUGCGCGAAGAGUACCAGAAGCUAAAGGAGCGGCUGGAUCGAGUCGAGCUGGUACAGAAAGAAGUGACCGAACUAUCGAUGGCGCUCGAGAACGAACGCUAUCGAGCGGAUCGGCUCGAGGAGCAGAUAAACGAUCUGUCCGAGCUGCACCAGAACGAGCGGGAAAAUUUGAAGCAAGCGAUUGCCGACCUGGAGGAAAAGGUUCAAUACCAGAGCGACGAACGGUUGCGGGAUGUGAACGAAAUUCUCGAAAACUGCCAGACGCGCAUUUCCAAGAUGGAGCAACUGUCGCAGCAGCAGUACGUUACGGUGGAAGGCAUCUACAACUCCAAUGCACGGGCCGUCGUCGUCAAGCUGAUCAACGUCGUGCUGACCGUGCUGCAAGUAAUCCUGCUACUGGUGGCAACGGUCGCCGGUAUCAUAGUGCCAUUUCUCAAGACACGACUGCGGGUGCUGACGACGCUGCUGUGCACGCUGGUGCUUAUAGCGAUUGUACGUCAGUGGCCGGACGUACGGGACACGGGCGUACAUCUGAUUCGGAUCCUGCGCAGCCAAGUCGUUAGCGAUACGGGGGCCACCUAG
Molecule: messenger RNA, 2415 nt
Organism: Anopheles maculipalpis
Lineage: Eukaryota; Metazoa; Arthropoda; Insecta; Diptera; Culicidae
Gene: Dmtn
Product: transmembrane and coiled-coil domains protein 1
Exons: 1
Coding region: 88-2415 (775 amino acids)
Cellular component (GO): endomembrane system
Source: RefSeq, a predicted model, not a curated record